Messenger RNA from Colletotrichum abscissum, 510 nucleotides. RefSeq lists its product as uncharacterized. Bases 1 to 510 code for a protein of 169 amino acids. Lineage: Eukaryota; Fungi; Ascomycota; Sordariomycetes; Glomerellales; Glomerellaceae. The record is from RefSeq and is a predicted model, not a curated record. The transcript is spliced from 3 exons.
AUGAUAACCAACUCCUCUGCCGAUCUUCUCGGGUGCUCCGCUGCCUCCGCAACCGCCAAUUCCCCCUCUUCAUACGCCGACAAGGGUGCCAUUGGUACUCUUGUGCGCCUUUUCUCGGUCGCUGGCCGAGAACCUGAGACUCUAUCGCCGAGUGCCAGUCGUAUUCCGACAUCCAAUUUACCCUCUCCUCCUCGAUUUGUCAGCGACUCAUCGCCGAAGAACGCAAAACCAUCUGAAGUCGAGUUCCAUCGUGACGACGGCCACCCAUCAACAUCGUCAUCCCAUCUCCAGGUCGGCAGUUUCCCCCAGACUGUUCUGGGAUUAACGGCCCAUCUAUCGGCCAGCCUCGGCAGCCUCCCCGGCCUCCAUCGCGACCCGGUCGAGUCCCAAAUCACCGAUUAUUCGCCCCCUCCCGUCAGCACUAAACUCAUACAGUCCUCGGCUCCUGCCGAAGCGCUGAGCCAAGCCCCUGGAAGCUCCUCACGGGCGAUCGCCAUGCAGUCGUCGUAA